UUGGCUUAGCAGCAUCUCACGACCUCCGGACUACAUUCGCCUCCGCCUACUAGGACUUUGCAACAAUGACCAUCCAGGUCCAAGAGGAGGUUUUCUUCCCCAUUCGUGAGCUGUCCACGUACCAGGGCGCCAAAUGGACCAUCAAGGGCAGGGUGACGAUGCGCGCUCCCAUGCGUGGGUUCAAGAAGCGUGAUGGAAAUGGAGAUGGCAAGGUCUUCCACGUGGAGCUUCUUGAUGCCGAAGGCGGUGAGAUCCGUGCAAGCUUCUUCAAUGAAGCUGCCGAGAAGUUCUUUGACCUCAUGGAGGUCGGGAAGUGCUUCAAACUGAGCAGGGGCAGUGUCCGCAUUGCCAACAGGCAGUACAAUACAUGCAAGCAUCGCUACGAGCUUGUUUUUGACAAGAUGGCUCAGGUGGAUGAAGUCGAAGAUGACCAGAAGAUUGAGACUGUGAAAUAUGCCAUCGAGAACCUACGCUCAGUGAAGGGAAAAACACUGCCAUGCAGUGUUGACAUUUGUGGUGUGAUCACUGCCUUCGAGCAGCCUAUUGCCUUUGAAUCCAAGGGGCGGAACUUUGUCAAGAGGAACCUCACGAUUGCGGAUGACAGUGCCAUGAGCAUGAUUGUCACAAUCUGGGCAGAGCGUGCUCAGAAGGAGGAUACUGUCUUCAAGGGCAACCCAGUGGUGGUCAUGAAGGGUGUGAUGGUGAAGGAAUGGCAAGGAGGUCGAAGUGGCUCAUUGACAGAGGGCGGUUUGAUGGUGAUGCAGCCUGACAUUCCAGAAGCAAAAGCAGUCUCAGCGUGGUGGCAGUCGACGGGCCACGCCCAAGAGAUCACCUUCAUCUCCCAGACUAACGGCUUGCCUGGACCUCGAGCCUCUGGAAAGACUAUGGACAUCAUGCAGAUGAAGCAGGCAUCUGAGCAGAUGGUGACUGAGCAAGAGACCUUUUCGAUUUACUGCCGCUUGGCUGCUGUGCAGACUCGCAAAAGGGAUGAAGUGCAGCCUUUGGUCUACAAUGCCUGCAUGGAGCUCAAGGAUGGGAUGAAUGGACGGACUCUCCCGUGCAAUCGUCGCGUUGAUGAGAACGGCUUUUGUGCAGUGUGCGACAAGAAGGGCAAGGCUGGACCUCGUUUGAACCUGCGCUGCCGCUUUGAAGAUGCAUCUGGAAACUGCUGGCUUACAACUUUCCAUCCGGCAGCGGAGAAGAUCUUGGCACUCUCAGCACAGGAGGUCCAAGACAUUGAGCAGAACCAAGGCCGAGAGGGCAUCGAGAACAAGUUGAAGGAGACCUACUAUGGUGAGAUGCUGCAGAUCAUCGUGCGCGCAAAGCCAGAGAGCUACAACGGCGAGUCGAGGACCGGGGUCUCUUGUAUUGCAGCCUCUCCGGCCCCAGUUCGCGAACAUUCGCGGAUGAUGCUGAAAGAGAUCGAGGACAUGUUGGCAAAGUAAGCGGAAGACUCAAGGCCUCUUUUCUUCGCUGGUACUCGUAGUUUGGCGAUUAGGUGCCAGAGAGAAAAGUUCCAUAUCAUCCAGUAUUUAUUGAUGUACAUUAUUGGACCUUGCUGAGGAAGCGAAUAUGAGCAUGUGAUAGCACAUGCAGUUUCUUUGAAGGGCGAGGUGCUGACUUCUUCAAUUGACUCUGAAAAAUAAUCUACGAAAUCA
Durusdinium trenchii is the source of this 1658-nucleotide messenger RNA. The record is from the annotation of a GenBank genome assembly. NCBI's taxonomy places the organism in Eukaryota, Dinophyceae, Suessiales, Symbiodiniaceae.